AUGGUGCUGGACGGACUGUGGGCCGCGCUCUCUGGAGCCUCCGGGGCUGCCCUGGCCUGCUGCUUGGUGGCGGCGGCCGUGGCCCUGCGCUGGUCCGGGCGCCGGAAUGCGCGGGGCGCGGCGGCCCGGGCCCGACAGAGUCAGCGAGCAGGCCUGGAGACCAUGGCCAAGGCGGCGCAGCGCUUCCGGCUCCAGAACCCUGACCUGGACUUGGAGGCGCUGCUGGCCCUGCCCCUGCCUCAGCUGGUGCAGAAGUUACACAGUGGGGAGUUGUCCCCUGAGGCUGCCCUCUUCACCUAUGUGGGAAAGGCCUGGGAAGUGAACAAAAGAACCAACUGUGUGACCUCCUACCUGGCUGACUGUGAGACUCAGCUGUCCCAGGCCCCAAGGCAGGGAAUGCUGUAUGGCGUCCCUGUAAGCCUCAAGGAGUGCUUCAGCUACAAGGACCAGGACUCGACAUUGGGCUUGAGCCUGAACGAGGGGGUGCCAGCAGAGUGCGACUGCGUGGUGGUGCAGGUGCUGAAGCUGCAGGGCGCCGUGCCCUUCGUGCACACCAACGUGCCCCAAUCCAUGCUGAGCUAUGACUGCAGUAACCCCCUCUUUGGCCCGACCGUGAACCCGUGGAAGUCCUCCAAGAGCCCAGGUGGCUCCUCAGGGGGCGAGGGGGCCCUCAUCGGGUCUGGAGGCUCCCCCUUGGGCUUAGGCACUGACAUCGGAGGCAGCAUCCGCUUCCCUUCCGCCUUCUGUGGCAUCUGCGGCCUCAAGCCCACAGCGAACCGCCUCAGCCGGAGUGGCCUAAAGGGUUGUGUCUAUGGACAGGUGGCAGUGCCCUUCUCCAUCGGCCCCAUAGCCCGGGAUGUGGAGAGCCUGGCGCUGUGCCUACGAGCUCUGCUGUGUGAGGACAUGUUCCGCUUGGACCCCACUGUGCCCCCCCUGCCCUUCAGGGAAGAGGUCUACAGAAGCUCUCUGCCUCUGCGUGUGGGGUACUAUGAGACUGACAACUAUACCAUGCCCACUCCAGCCAUGAAGCGGGCCCUGCUGGAGACCAAGAAGAGCCUUGAGGCUGCUGGCCACACGCUGGUUCCUUUCUUGCCAAGCAACAUUCCCUAUGCUCUGGAGACCCUGUCAACAGGUGGGCUGUUCAGUGACGGUGGCCACAGCUUCCUACAGAACUUCAAAGAUGAUUUCGUAGAUCCCUGCUUGGGGGACCUGAUCUUAAUUCUGAAGCUGCCUAGUUGGCUUAAAGGACUGCUGGCCUUCCUACUGAAGCCCCUGCUCCCAAGGCUGGCAUCCUUUCUCAGCAACCUGAAGUCUCGGUCGGCUGGAAAACUGUGGGAACUGCAGCAUGAAAUCGAGGUGUACCGCAACACCAUGAUUGCUCAGUGGAGAACACUGAACCUGGAUGUAGUGCUGGCCCCCAUGCUGGGCCCUGCUUUGGACUUGAAUGCCGCAGGCAAGGCCACAGGGGCUAUCAGCUACACUGUGCUCUACAACUGCCUGGACUUCCCUGCGGGGGUGGUGCCUGUCACCACAGUGACCGUGGAGGACGAGGCCCAGAUGGAACAUUACCGGGGCUGCUUUGGGGAUAUCUGGGACAAGGUGCUGAGGAAGGCCACGAAGAACAGUGUGGGCCUGCCUGUGGCUGUUCAGUGCGUGGCUCUGCCCUGGCAGGAGGAGUUGUGUCUGCGCUUCAUGCGGGAGGUGGAGCAGCUGAUGACCCCUGAGAAGCAUCCGUCUUGACGGCCCAGUCGGGCCGGCUCUGGAGGACCUGAGACCCCCGUGCUCUGUGGCCCAGCCUAGUCAGGGCACAACUGUCACCCUGCGAGAUGUUCAGCAUGGGGCAGAGGCUUCCAUGUGCUCUCCCUCAAAUGCUGCAAGAAGUGCAGACCCCCGAGUCUGGACCCUGCUUUCCCUCUGGUCCCCUCUGCCCUGAUCUCCCAACCCCCAUGUGGCAGCCAAUGGGUAUGACAUGGGCCAAAGCCCACUAACAGUCAAGAAACAGUUCCUCGUCUGUGUUCUUUCUGGGCACCAUCGUUAGGGUGCAGGGGGCUGGAACCUGUUGAGAACAGAGCUGGCUUGACCAUCCAGAGCCAGGUGCCAGCCAUGUUAGUCUUCCUGCUCCAAAACCUCCCCUGGUGUCCACCACCCACAGGAUGGACACAGGCUUGUGUCCUCCAGCACUUCACCCCUGCCCCUCACUUAGACUAAGCCCCCCUUUGUUGGACACUACCGUUUGUCUCCUUCCUUCCUUUGCUCCUGAUGUCUGCCAAGAAUGUCCUUUCUGCUCAUCCACCAUUCAGUCCUUUGAGGCCCAGCUCUGAUCUCUCUUUCUCCAGGUAGCUUUCCCUCCUCCUCCUCAGUCCUGGAAUGUGUGGGCUGUUUCCUCCUAGUCUGCCCUGUGUGGUGGGCAUCUGUGGGUGGGUAUAUCCCGUAGCACACUGAUUCUCCUCAGUGGCAGGGACCCCAUUGCUACAGCUUUGUCCUCUGUGGCCAGCACAGGGAUGGGCACAGUGUAGCUGGGAGUCUGAAGUGCUGGCCCAGAGCUGGUGCUGUUGGGCAGAGGAACGCCCAGGUCUGGGGAGGCAAUCUGGUAGAGUGCUUGCAGGGCCGGCCAAGGCCUGGAUUGCUCUGGGAAGGCUUCCUGAAGGAGCUAGGCCUUGUAUUGAGUCUAGAAUCUCCCAGAGGCUGAGAUAGGGGAUGAGGACAUCCCAGGGAGAAGGGCAGUAUGCCUAAAGGCCCAAGGUGAGCUUGGUAAAUGGCAAGCAUGUUGAAUAGGCAUGGGGGAAGCAGAGAUGGAGGUGAGGCCAGGUCAAGAUGGACCUGGGCAGCCAGGUCAGGAACUUGAAUUCUGUCUCAAGGGCGGUGGGGAGCUCUUGAAGGCUCAUACAGGCUCAGCAAGGAGUGGACUGGAGGAGGAUAAGGAGACAGCUCCAUUUUCCCUAAUCUGAGGAAAGUGGCCUGCAGCCUGAGCCGUGGCCCGCAGGUAGAGAGGGGCCAUCUGGGAAUUGACAGCUGGGACGGAGAUGAGCUGUCGGCUCAGCCUCACCCCUGCCCAGUCGGCCAACUCAUCUCUUACUGGACUGUGUCAACUGGCAGGUGGAAGGGUGCCUAGUCUGUGACAGACUCUAGCAGUUUCUUGACCUAGGAGAGUUCCCUCACUCUUCUCUGACCCAGCCCUAGCUCUCCUGCUGGCUGUAGAAGAUGUUCCAGAGCCUGAGCCCUCUAGGCAGGGCAGGUCCUCGGCUACCACGUGGCCUAUUUCAAAUUCUUUUCUGGGCAAGGUGCUUUCCCAAGCCGUCCUUCUCCACCCUGAUUUUCCUACUCCUUAGCUCUCCACCUCAAGGCCGACCACUUAUCCAAGGCGAGGGUGAUCAUGCUUCCCCUCGAGGUAGCCGCACCCACUAUGCUCACACGCUUUAGCAAUGCUGUCCCUGCCUCAGUGGGGCCAGUAUCAGGGCACAUGUGCAGCCCCAACCCUCAUGGGGACACCCAAAUUGGGACAACCAAGUAAAUGCUGCACUUCGCCCUGGUUCCUCAUAACUGCUGCUGUAAUUUUGCCUCUUAUUGCUCCAUAAAAUUACCUGCCAUCUGCCCCAGAUUUCUCCCUCUCCUGCCCCAUUUCUCUCUUGGCAACUGAUAGAGGCUGUGGAGUGGAGGCACCGCUCCUGCGUUCCUUCACCGGCUCAUUCAUUGAGCCCUUGCAGCCUCAGCAUGGUCAUAUCCAGCCUGCUGCUGAGCGGUGCUGGAGACCGACCUGAACCAAGCUUGGCUCCCAUCCUUGACGGGCUCCUGGGCUGUGGGGGAGGUGGACAGUGACACAAAUACAUCUGCUCCCCUGGCACUUGGGGCUAGGGAAAAGGAUACACAAGGGGGCUGAAUGCUGCUGAUGGGAGGGGGAACGGUCACGAGGCAAGUAAGUGUCUACUGCAUUUCAUGUCCCUCACUACACUCUAGUCUAAGCCACCUGUUUCCCUCCUGACCUCCAGUCUACUGGCUUGAAGCCCUUCAAAGUCAUGUGACCAUUGCUUGUUUUCAUGGCCUUUUCCCUUCUCACCGGGUUCACUGCUUCAGCUUCUUACCUGGCCUCCCCUGCCUCCAGACUGAUCGUCAAUGAUUCUUCAUAUGGCAUUUAGGUGACCUUUCUACAUGCAGAUCUGAUCAUACUUAGUUUUUAGUAUCACUUGUGCCACGUCCAGACCUCUUGCUCUGACCCACAAGCCAUGCUUGACCUGACCCUGCUGCUGCCCACUUUGGUCUUAUCUCCCCUUCCCGAGUGCCGGCAUCUGGCCACGUGGCUGCAGGCUGUGCUCUGAACCCUGUGUGCACCUCCCACCUCCAUGCCCUUUGCUGACUGUGCUUGCUGUGCCUGGAAUGCCUUCCACAGCUCUCUACCUCAAGGCUGCCCACUCGUCCAAGGCUGGGGUAAUCGUGCUUCUCUUACAACCCUGUCAUGCUAUGUUGAAAGAGUUCUUUGUUCUGUAUGCACUUGGACGCAGGCACUGUGUCUUAAUAAUAGAAUCCAACAUCUGUUAGGCUGUGGAGUUGAUAACCAUGAUGUCAUUUGGAAAAUGGGCAUUAUUAUUUUCAUUUUGUACAUAGGGGUACUGAAGUUCAGAGAGGGUGGCUAAUUGGUCCAAGGCCAAUCAAUAAGGGGUUAGAGAAGACUUGAAACCCUCAUGCCUGACUCCAAACUUAGUGUACUUUCCUCAUUUGUACAAUCAUCUCAAGAACACUCAUUAAACAUCCUCUGGGCACCA
Galeopterus variegatus (Sunda flying lemur) is the source of this 4757-nucleotide messenger RNA. RefSeq names its product fatty acid amide hydrolase (gene FAAH). The transcript is spliced from 15 exons. The record is from RefSeq and is a predicted model, not a curated record. Lineage: Eukaryota; Metazoa; Chordata; Mammalia; Dermoptera; Cynocephalidae. The coding region runs from base 1 to 1740 and encodes 579 amino acids. Gene Ontology annotation, molecular function: fatty acid amide hydrolase activity; amidase activity. Gene Ontology annotation, biological process: fatty acid catabolic process.